Messenger RNA from Talaromyces atroroseus, 747 nucleotides. RefSeq lists its product as hypothetical. The record is from RefSeq and is a predicted model, not a curated record. Lineage: Eukaryota; Fungi; Ascomycota; Eurotiomycetes; Eurotiales; Trichocomaceae. The transcript has 3 exons. Bases 1 to 747 code for a protein of 248 amino acids.
AUGAAGAACGCAUUUUCUAUCGCCACCUUACUAGCUUUGGCUAGCAAUGCUCUUGCCAGCCCAUUCCCAGCGGCUACUCCUACAAUCACCUCCGCUAUUGGUACUGCUGUCGGCGGUGCCGCGAGUAUCAAAACCCAAGAAGCAGUCCUGGUUGAGGACCCGCCCGAGUACCUAACCAUUGUGAUUAUCAACAGCCACGGGGAUGAUAUUACCACGUCUUUGAGUAACGCCAAUACUGCGGCUACUCCGGUCUCCGGUGCCACAGGUACCGGAACAAUGUCCAACCAUGAAACUGCCUCUGUCGUCGUGCCGACUGGCUGGAUUGGAAGCUGGGCUAUUAACGAUGCGCUGUAUGAGAUUACCGGCGAUGACAGCUUGCUCGAGGCCAACUUUGUUGUUGAAACUGGUGGAACUGUGGCUACUGUUGAUGUUGACGUGAGCUAUGUUGACGGUUUCUCUGUUGCUAUCGUCUGCUCCUGCGAUGGCACUAUCGUUACUGGUUGCAACAAGAACCUUUUUGAAUUGAACACCUGUGAAGACAAUGACGGCGAAAACGCCUGUGUCAACCCCCUUCGCAGCGACUUGUCCGCUACAAAUGCCACCACAUUCUUCGCUCCUUGCCAGGGAGCAGCUUACACCUUCCCAUUCGAUAGCGCUGCCGACAGUACGGGCCAGUGCCAGAAUGGUGUGAUCAAAUGCUGUGUUGGCGCUGCCUGUCCGGCAAACCCUAACCAGCCCUCCGACUAA